ACUAAUAAUAACUAAGAAAACAACUUGAUGAACUGAAAGUGGGUGGUCAUGUCAACAUCAACAGCAGCAGUCAGCUCAUCCCAGCAGCGGGUGAACCACUGUGCCUUCCCGACAGCCUCCUGCUCUUCCUGUAGCAACACCACCUCCACGGUCCGGUUGCAGCCUGUCCGCUCCACGGUGUCGUACCAGCUUCUGCGUGGAAGUCAGCACAGCCCAACCCGCUCCGUUUCCUCCUCCUCCUCUUCAGUAGCCGAGAGCGACACAGGACCGACGACGUCCCGUUGCUCCAGUCCCGCCAACCCGGGUGGAAGUGGCUCGGAGGGCAGGCUCGUUCCCAGGAAGAGGCUUUCACCGUCGCACAGCAGGAGCUCAACAGAUCGCUCUUUCCAUCCGUCUGUUUCCAAAGUUGAAAGGACAAAGUCACAGCAGGUGCAGAGUUUGGGGGCCAUUUGGCGGGCUUCCUCUUUGGGCGCUAUCACUGGACCCUACCUCUUUGGACAGUGGCCUUGUGACCUCCAUGUGCACUGCUCAUCUUGUUUGAAAGAUAAAUCUACACAGACUCCUGGAUGUUGGAGUGACGAAACAAGAGAGAGGAGGAGCACCCAUCAACGCUCUGCAUCGUGGAGCAGUGCUGACCACCUCAGAGAGCAGAUUGCAAAGCUCCGGCAGCAGCUCCAACGGAGUAAACAAGGAGGACGUUACAGUAAAGACAGGGGCAGACCCUCCCUGCUUCAGUACAACACCAUCACCCACAUAGCCCUGACCAGCACCACCAACCACACUUCCACUACAGUCAGCCACAUUAAGUUUUCCAUGUCGAAGUCGGCCCAGAUGCCGCUGUCCAACAUCACAGUGCCAAAGCCAUCCAUCUCCAGGGUGCCUAGCAGCAUGGAAGGCAUCAACCAUGAGUUGGAAAAGGUUUUCAUCAAAGAUAAUGGAGAGAAGGAAGAGCUAAAGUCCUUGGAGGUUCCUGAUGGGCGACGGGCACCCUUCCCUCCCCAGCAACGCAGCAGCAGCACCCGCAGCGUGGAUACGCAAACUCCCUCAGCUCCCGGACGGUCCAGCAGCUGCUCCAGCCUAUCGCCAUGCCCCUCACCAGCCUGCCCACCAGGAUCACAUGACGGCAGUCCGUAUUCCACAGAGGAUCUACUGUACGACCGGGAUAAAGACAGUGGAAGUAGUUCACCACUUCCAAAGUUUGCCUCCUCACCCAAACCCAACAACAGCUACAUGUUCAAGCGAGAACCACCAGAGGGCUGUGAGAAGAUUAAAGCUUUUGAGGAGAUGAGCUCCAGGCAGUCCAUAUCGACAUCAGUCCCCCUCUUUUCCUGCCCCGACAAAAACAAGGUCAACUUCAUCCCGACAGGCUCUGCAUUUUGCCCCGUCAAACUCCCCGGCUCUUUGCACCCCACCACAGCCUCAGAGCCUGAGGAGGAUGAGGACAACGCGGAGGCAGGCUCCAGCUCAGAGCCUCAGGGGGUCACCUCGUUCUACCGGGCCCCCACUCAGGUCUCCACGAGCACCAGCACAGAUGACCCCCCAGAGGAAUCAGAUUCACCAUCAGAGACUGCAGAGCCCCAGACAGACAGUCCAGCCAUCAGCUAGACUUAAGCAGGGAUGGCCUCUGGCUCUCUAAUCAACGCUAGCGACCACCAACCACCACCACUGACUGUCCCACCAACACCUCCGUCUGCUCUGUCAGGGGAGCCUCCGUCUCUCUGUGCUGACCCCUCCACCCCCCUUCUAUCUCUGCAUGACGACGCAACAAUGUCCCAAAUAUCCACCACCGCCACCACAAAGACUCGCCACCUUAAUGUACUGUCCUAAAUAAUGUCUGAGCUUUAGUUGGCAGGAAAGGACCUGAUGGUUAAAGGUAUUAUAUGCAGGCAUCAGAGGGAAGAAUGGAGCGCUACUACGGAUGGGGGGAGGGGCAUGCAUUUUAAACUCGUAGUAUAUUUCUGAUUAAAUUAUGUGUUCUCUGUUUCAGCAUUCACAGUAUGAAUAAGCUCUCUAAACACACACACACACACACACACAUAUAUACACACAUAUAUAUAUAUAUUUUUCUUUUGUUUUUUUUAAACACAUAUGGUUCUAUGAAAAGACAGAGAAAUGCUUGUUUUUAAAAAAAAUCCAAAACUGUGUAUUUGCUGUGUGAAGUACUGAACAGGAAAAACAGCUGUAAUAUUCAGGAUUAUGUUUACACUAUCCAGGUCACAUUGUUAAACCCUGUCUCAAAGAAAUGCAAUGAGAAAACAAUUUGGGCAAAGAGAAAAACAAAAGACAAAAUGACUACAAUCCGUUGCACACUCUCUGCAUCUGGCCUCGCUUCAGGUAUUUAACAAUCAGAGUCUAUACUCAGGUAAUUUGGAAUGUAUGUCCAUACGAAAUAUCUGCAGCUUCACAAAGCAGAACUGAGUCAUUUAUUCCUGUUUUUUUUUCCACAUUUCCAGACAAAUCAUUCUUACAAUCUUACUCUUACAAAUUCCAGUCUGGGACUUGAAUGGUAAUAGUGGCUGCAAAAGGUAAAGAGUUGGAAUAGUUGCUACCAUCUUCUUCUGCUGGUGGUGGGAUAAUGUACAAGCCACACGUACUAUGACUGAUAGCAUUUGCAGAUGUGUGAAAUACUGAUGGAAGCAUGCUGGACAGACUUGGAUGACAUACAUGGGUUGUCUGUUAUUUAAGCUUGAUAUAAUGAUUAACUCCUGAGCCUGCUGACAGUGGACCAGUUAUGAUUGAGUCUGCAGUAGCAUCACAUGAAGGUAAAAUCGAAUGGUACAGACUGGAGGUGUAGUUGUACAAAAAUUGGUUUGUUAUUUUGUUAUGCGUUUUUGUUUGAUGUUAUCAAGACUAAAGCCCAACUGAAACUGAAUUUGUAAGACCGAUGUCAGCAUUUAAAACACACACAGCUUCUGGGAGCUCACACAUUUUUCCCUCAGAAAUACUGUUUUGUGCAACUCAUUGUUUCCCCAGAUCUCUUCAACGUUAACAUUAGUGAACAAGUGAAAAGCAUAAGUAACACCAAUACAGAAUACAGUCAGAAAAUCGACUCUGGAAUGUCAUUUGUACAGCAUCAUAUAUCUAAAACUUGCUAAAUUGCUAACAAGCUACCGGUCAUACCAAACUGUAUAUUGAAUUAAAAUUGGAGUCGACAGUAUUUUUAUUUGGCAUCACUGAGUAAAAAUCCCAUGCUAACCUUUCAGCAUGUUGUAAUUUAAGUGAUAGGAAACUAGACUUCUCCACCUCCUCCUGGCUGUGUUUUCAGGCUUUAGAAAAUUUAUCCUGUGGCAGGAGAAUUUAGCUUUCCGCAGAUCAUGUCACCUACAGCUAGGAAAUACUAUAAAGAGCACCAAAUUCUGUGGUACAAAUAGGCUACAGUGGGACAGUGGAUUAAAUAGAGGACUUGACUAUCUUUACACAUUUGGAAUGAAUCCUCAUUUAGUGAAAGGUAGGAGGGGCUCAGGACAGAGAAGAUUCUAAUUGUGGCUUCUUCUUUUGCCUUUUCCAGAUUGCUGCUUGUACCACCUUUACACCUUUACAUUCUAGUGUGUUUUGCUUAUAAAGUCCAAGUUUAAAUUGCAAGAGGAAAAAUGUUUGAUUUCCUCUUUUAUUCAGCUCUCUUGUCAUGAUAUGGUCAGGUAAUUGGAUGUCCUCAGGUGGUAACUGUUCAACACGGCUUGCGUAGUUUCUUUAAUUUUGAGACCGUAAAGAAAGCAACAAAAGCCUGCAGACAGAAAUAUCAAGGCACUGCCUCCUGGUGUGUACACUGAAAUCAGAUUUGUGACAAGUUAUUACAGUUGGAAUGUGUACAUUUGUACAUGUUUGUCAUAACCCUACAAGGCAUUGUUUGAGCUCUAAGAUGGCAAAUUUAAAAAAACAAAAAACAAAUAUGCACCAGUCAUGUUUUUAUGACCAAAACCAGCAGGGCUGGGUAUUGUUGGAAAUAUUUCAAUAGUAGUGCUGAUGAGAAUGCUGAGUUUCAGUACUAGCAGCAGUAUGAAAACAGUAGUUUUUGGAUGCCUUACUUUAUGGGAGAUAGUUGUUGUUUUUUUAUUUCUACAAAAAACAUGUUCGAAUGAAAUGUAUAAACACAAGAAGCUGUAAGAUAGAUCAAAUCCAGCCAAAUCAUAGCUCUAAUUGGCAAAAUGAUGAUUUGAAGCUGCGUUAAUCAGUGUUUUUGCAUUAACAAUGACACAGCAUCAACUCUGCAGUGCAUCUUUGUGCGUUACUUUUAAAAUUUUCUUAGCUUUUUUCCAUCAAAAUAGUACAGAUGCACCCCCUGCCCACCUGUAACUACUAAUCAACAGCAAAUCGACACAGUUAGUACUAUCUGGUAAAGAGACAGACAUUUUUCUAAGGACUUAGAGACCAAAGUAACUAUUGGAUUGACACAAACACCACUCUAAACAAAGCAUGCCUGCUAAAUGUUUUAAUUGGAGAACUGAGUGCUGACACAUUAGCACAUAUUCAGUGAUAAUUUGUCAAUGUUGUGGUUUCAGGUUGUUUAGCUGCCUCUCGGGAGCCAAAAGCAAAUUACUGAAAGCAGAUGGAAAUCAAAAACUAAUCAAAUAAGUAGGGAAGUUACAAAUCUGAGUGAAUAUUUACCUCGAGCUUUCAGUAAUUUGGUUCUGCAUAGUCAGUGCUACAUACACAUUCCUGUCAUUACUAAAAAAAAGUAUUGAGUUUUGAUGCCCAGCCCUGGGCUGUCUUGGGUGUAGUUACAUAGUCCAUACAAAACAAAUGUUUGUACAUCUUUUACCUCCAGUCUGCAUCCAGGUUGAUAUCCAAACUUAGACUGUUCUAAUAUUCCAGAAAAUUGCAAUUCCGUUAAAUGCAUUCCAUGAUAUUUUAGCAUCCAACACAUAAAUAGACUAAUGACAAUUUGUUCCUAAUGUAUCUCUUGGCCUUUUGACGUGAUCGCUGUAGGAGACUACCUACAGUACUAAGAGAGGUUUAAUUGCAGUUGUACGUUCAUCUGUUUGAUCCACAGAUAAAAGGAUUGUGCUGGAAUGCCUCACUCUCACUGUCGAUCUGUUAUUAGGCAGUGUUGUAAAGACCCUGAUGCUUCCACCAAGCCACUAAACCUUCUUAGCAACUUAUGUAUUCUGUGCAAAGCACUACUCUCUAGGCUGUUAAAACAGACAUCACCAUGCAGAAGUGUAAAUGACCCUUACAUUUUCUUUUGCAAGAGUAAAACAUAAUCCACAUUUAUUUUUUAAUAUCUGGUGUGCUUGUGGAAUCCCUGCAUUGAUGAUCCAUUCAUAUUUAGUACAUGUGUGGCUUUUAAAGAGGUUCAGUGCAAUGUUGUGGUUUCUAAAGAUAUUUCAGCACCUUACAAAGAGCUAUAGCCUUCCCAAUGUCCCAUAUAUACUUGGCAUUGGUAAACUAGAUGUGUGCAAUAAUAGGGGAAAAAAACAAAAAGGUGUUGUCCUUCUGGAUGAUGUUCUUUGACACAAGCGUCUCAUCUUGCAUUCCUUUGGUUUUGAGUAUGGAGGCUGGAUCAGCAAUGUAGUUUGUUGCGAAAGUCAUUAACCAAUACAAAACCAGCACUGAGAGUGACCAGAGCACAUUACUGGCAGGUCAGAGUGUUCAUCAACGCACUACAUGAUACUCCUUGUGUAACCUGCAAUGUCAAAGUUCAUGCACAAUGGCAAUAAAAAAAUCUUGGUUGUUUUGUCCA
Molecule: messenger RNA, 5680 nt
Organism: Acanthochromis polyacanthus (spiny chromis)
Lineage: Eukaryota; Metazoa; Chordata; Actinopteri; Pomacentridae
Gene: glcci1a
Product: glucocorticoid induced 1a
Exons: 8
Coding region: 49-1605 (518 amino acids)
Biological process (GO): podocyte development
Cellular component (GO): cytoplasm
Source: RefSeq, a predicted model, not a curated record